Molecule: messenger RNA, 675 nt
Organism: Aphanomyces invadans
Lineage: Eukaryota; Oomycota; Saprolegniomycetes; Saprolegniales; Verrucalvaceae
Exons: 2
Coding region: 1-675 (224 amino acids)
Source: RefSeq, a predicted model, not a curated record
AUGGGCGCCAUGUGCCCAAAGAAGACGGAUCGGUGCAUGCACCUCUCCCACGUCUUGGCGUUCUUGAUCAAACACGAGAGCCGGAUCCUGGACUUCUUUGCCGAGCGACUACAGUGCAAGUCCAUCGUGAUCUGCCAGCAGCGCACGAUCGUCAGCGAGCUCGUUGCCGAUCUGUUGGUCAUGUACUCCGUGCAGCACGUCGACGUCGCCGUCGUGGACCUCAACGACUUGGACGAGUCGGACUGCCUGCUCAUGGACGAGCGCUUCAUCCUCAAAGAGUCGUUGAGAGGUGACGUUGAAGAUCAGGGAUCUCGGGCCAUGUUUCACCUCGGCAAGUUCGACGACAUGAAGAAGGUCAUUACCGAGAUCGGCAAGUUCGUCCUGCAGACGACCAUGGGCCUGGUCGCCAUGCAGACGGAGCGCACGACGGCAAAUGAGGCUGAAGAAAACGCGCCGCACGUCAUGCCGGCCGAGCUCGUCAAGGUGCGCCCUGCCACGUUCGUCAAGGAGAUCAUCGGCCGACAUAUGAACCGCCUGAAUAAGUUCUGGACGGUCGACGACAUCUACUCGAUCGAGGAGGAGCAUCGCGCCCUUAUCGCCGCCUACCGCAACGAGCGGAACCUCCACUCGAGCAUUGACGGGAAUGAUCACACGACCGAGUUCAACGACGCCUAG